Molecule: messenger RNA, 4182 nt
Organism: Rotaria socialis
Lineage: Eukaryota; Metazoa; Rotifera; Eurotatoria; Philodinida; Philodinidae
Source: the annotation of a GenBank genome assembly
AUGGGUGAAACAGGUAAAAUAAAAACAGUGAUUGAACACAUCGUGCGUCAAUUAGGCCAUGAUAUCCCAACUACCGAGAGUACCUAUGUUGACCGUGCUGUAGCUACUGUGAAAAAUGUUGAUGAUGAAAAUCCAAUUGUUCGCGAAAAUGUACAUGAGCAUUUAAGUGACGUACAUGGAGCGUGGGAAGCAAUAUCCGAAAUGUGUGAUGGAAAAAUGAAUACUAAUCUGCUCGAUACCCUGGUGGCAGCGACUCGCAGUGAGAAUGCAUAUAUUCAACGCCGUGCGUGUCAAGCGCUUGCUAAAAUGGGUGAAAAGGCAGCUUCGAAGGACACUAUCGAAGCACUUAUCCAAAUCACUUUACUUGAAAAUCCUGAUAUCACAGAGAGCGCACGUGAAGCUCUUUUGGAAAUAAGCGGUGAAAAGAUGCUCAACAUCGUGAUUGACGCUCUGUUCCGCGUUUUAAAAAGUGACGGAGACCGUGCUUGGAAUAGCGUUCGAGCUACCCUCAACCUGCUGAGUGUAAGAAGCAUAGGAAACGGCACGUUGCGAGUUUUGCUACAAGCAAUUGUAGAUGACUCUCCAAAAACGAAGGAGUACGCUUGUCGAACUUUUUCAAUAUUGGGUACUACAGCGGCUACCGAUGAUGUAAUAAGAGCUAUUGUGAAGGCAACAAAAGAUGCGAAUCAGAGUGUGCAAAAACAGGCUUGCAAAGCUCUGUUCAAAAUAGGGGCAAAAGCGUCGACGCCAGAUGCGAUCAAAGCUCUCCCAGAAGCCACCAGAUAUGAUGAUGCAAAUGUGAGAAGUGCUGCAUACCGCGCUUUUCAAAUAUUGGAUAAGCAUCAAAUCGACGAUACAAUAACGAAAGCACUUCUUAAAGCGCUUCAUGAUACUGAUGACAAAGUAAUAUUAUCUGUCUGUGAAAGUGUCACAGCACUUGGUGCAAAGGUUCCAGCAACUCCGCUGUUCUCUGCAAUAGCGGACGCGAGCAUCUCUGGGAAACCAAAUAUUUCUAUAGCAAUAUGCAAAGCCCUGCGUUCAAUUGGUACCACCAAACAUUUUAGUCAUGUGAUCAAGGCGGUAAUACAUAUGACUGAAUCAGAUGAUGACUCUGUAGUAGCAACCGCGUGUGAGACUCUAGGCGAACUUUGCGAUCCAUUCUGCCGGACAUUAGCGAUUCGUAGCAUAAUAAAAGUAGCAGAGCACAGUUCUUCAAAUGUUUUGAAAUCCGCUGUCGAGACUCUCCUCAAUCUUAGCCCAUUGCACGCCGAUGAGCAGCUCGUUGGAACAAUUAUCAAAGGUCUUGAGAAAACCGAUCCGCACAUACAUUUUUGUCCGGCAAUUCUCAUACUUGAAAUGAAAAAAAUACCAGAGGAUGAAAACAUUUUUCAAAUGCUUUUAAGUCAAUCCACACAGCACACUGGUCUGAAAGCACAAACAGCACUCUACAUCCUCAUCAAUCUUUCACAAACUACCAGCUGUAAAGCACUCGGUACCGCCAUGGUUCGAGCUAUAACAAACAUCGAUGCUAAUGUGAGAACCAACGCAUGCGAAGUACUCGCAAACAUCGGAGAAAAGGCAGCAACCAAAGAAGUGAUCGAAGCACUGAUCAAAGCAAUAGGGGAUGAAAAUAAGGAUGUGAGAAUUAAAGCUUGGUCAGCACUAAAACGGUUCACUCAAAAGGUAGCAACCAAAGAAGUAAUCGAAGCACUUACCAAAGUCAUUCGGCAUGAGGUUCCAGAUGUUAGAAAGAAUGUUUGUAAAGCACUGGGUCAUAUGGGUGAGACAGCAGCAACUGAAGAAGUGAUCAGAGCACUCACCGAAACUAUUGGCGAUGAGGUUCCUGAUGUUAGGAAGAAUGUUUACAGAGCCCUUGGGAAGAUGAGUAAAAAGGCAGCGACCAAACAGAUGAUCGAAGCACUCACGAAAGGAAUCGGGGAUACCGAUCUCUCUGCGAGACACUACGCUCAGGAAGCACUCAUACAUAUUGGUCAGAAGGUAGCAACCGAAAAAGUGGUUGAAGCUCUCAUGAAAACGAUUGCGGAUGAGAAUGGCACUAUGAAAAGUAAUGCUUUGGUAAUACUCGGGCGGAUAGGUACGCAGGCAGCAACCGAAGAAGUGAUCGAAGUUCUUAUCAAAGCGAUUGGCGAUGAGACUUGCGAUGUGAGAAGCAAUGCUUGUACAUCGCUCGGACAGAUGGGUGAAAAGGCGGCAACAAACGAAGUGAUCGAAGCACUCAUCAACGCGAUAAGGGAUGAGAAGAUGGCCGUACAAUGGAGCGCUUCGAAAGCACUCGUACGGGUAGGUACGACGGCAGCAACCGAACAAGUAAUCGAAGUUCUCAUCAAAGCGAUUGGCGACGAGACUGCCGACGUGAGGUGCAAUGUUUGCAAAUUGCUCGGACAGAUCGGUGCGAAGGCGGCAACCAAUGAAGUGAUUCAAAAACUCACUAAAACGACUGGGGAUAAGGUUCCAAGCGUAAGAAGCAAUGCUUUGGAAGCACUUGGACGGAUAGGUGAGAAGGCAGCAAACAAAGGAGUCAUGGAAGCACUCACUAAAGCGACUGGGGAUGAGGUUCCGGGAGUGAGAAGCAAUGCUUUGGAAGCACUCGGGCGGAUGGGUGAGAAAGCGGCAAACAAAGAAGUUAUGAGAGCACUUGCAAAAGCGAUCGGUGAUAAGGACGUCCGUGUGAGGGCGAUGGCGUGUAAAUCACUGGGAUGCAUUGAUAUGAAGGCAGGGAACCAAGAAGUGAUCGAAACACUCACCAAAGCGAUUGCAGAUGCGAAUGACCAUGUCAGGAAGGAUGCUUUAGAAGCACUUGAACGGAUUGGUGAGAAGCAAAAAAGCAAAGUGAUUGAAGCGCUCACCAGAGCGACUGCGGAUGCGAGUGGCUAUCUGAGAAGUAAUGCUUGCAAAUCACUCGGGUGGAUUGGUGAGAAGGCAACAACCAAAGAAGUGAUCGAAGCACUCACUAAAGCGGUUGGGGAUGAGGUUCUUGAUGUGAGAAAGAAUGCUUGCAAAUCACUAGAGCAGAUGGGUGAGAGGGCAGCAACCAUAGAGGUGAUCGAAGCACUCGUGAAAGCGAUUGGGGAUGCGCAUGAUUAUGAAAGAACGAAUGCUUGGCAAGUACUCGGACGCAUGGAUGGGAAGGUGGCAGCGGGAAAAGCGGUCGAAACACUCACCAAAGCGAUUCGGGAUGAGAAUAAAUAUGCGAGAAGCAAUGCUUGGUUGUCACUCGGAUGGAUAGGUGAGAAGGCAGCAACCAAAGAAGUGAUCGAAACACUCACCAAAGCCAUCGGAGAUGAUGUUCUUCUUGUGAGAAGGAAUGCUUGGAUAGCACUCGGACUGAUGGGUGCUAAGGCAGCAACGAAAGAAUUGAUUGAAGCCCUCAGCAAAGCGAUUGUGGAUGAAGAUCAUGGUUUGAGGAGCAAUGCUUGGUUAGCACUGGAACGCGUUGGUGAGAAAGCUGCAACGAAGCAAAUGAUGGAAGCGCUCACGAAAAUAAUUGUGGGUGUAAAAGGUGAUGCAUUAGAGAAUACCCCCUUUGAUUCCAUCAGAGCAUUUUUGUUGGCCGGUGAUGAUGAAAAAAGUAAUGCUUGCAUAACACUUGGACGGAUGGGCGAGAAGGCAGCAACCAAGGAGGUAUUCGACGCACUGAUGAAUGCGAUUGGAGUUGAUGAUAAUUAUGUGAGAAUUAAUGCUUGCGAAGCACUCGGAUUGUUGCAUUACAAUGCAUCGGUUAUGGAGUGCCUGCUGAUGAGCAUUACCCUGGAUUCAGAGCGUUCCCAUAACUGUGGCAGUGCUUUCGAGUGGCUUCUUGUACAGCCUUCAUUCAGGAAAUUCCACGAAAGGGUGAUUCGUAAUGUUACAUUGAGGUUAAUGGGAGUGGAACGGCUGUCAUUGGGCAUGGUGCCAGUGAAAGAACUAUCCCUGUGUAUCGUGGAUCAGCCUGGCAAUGAUUGGUCGAAUCUUGUAACGUUUAUUUGCAUCAUUAAUUGCGUCGCGGUGACACAAAACGGUGAAGGUAUCGAGUUUGUCUCAGAAAAGGGACACGAGAAAGUUUCCUCGGCAGACGGAAGACUAUGCGUAAAAUUCGUGAAGGAAUUAGUCGAUUGGAAGAAGAAACAGGGAUUAUUGCAACAGGAGGAUUUUGCUGGUUCUAGUGUAUGUGUUUUACUCUAA